Beta vulgaris subsp. vulgaris (sugar beet) is the source of this 901-nucleotide messenger RNA. RefSeq lists its product as uncharacterized. The transcript is spliced from 4 exons. NCBI's taxonomy places the organism in Eukaryota, Viridiplantae, Streptophyta, Magnoliopsida, Caryophyllales, Amaranthaceae. The record is from RefSeq and is a predicted model, not a curated record. Bases 154 to 633 code for a protein of 159 amino acids.
AUGAGGUGAUCAACACAAGAAAGUUUUCUUUAGUUGUAAGGUUCCAAUGUUAAGUAACGUGAGCUUUUGAUUUCGUUUAUUGCAACCAUAACCAAACUUACAUUUGAAGAAAAGAGGAAGAGAGAAAGAAAGAAAGAUAUAUCAAAUUCAAAGAUGGGUCAAUCGUUGCAAAAACUAGCUCCUGGAAACGAGGUGAAAAUGACCAAAUUAAUGGGUGAAACAGCACAAAGAUAUUACGAGGAACAUUUCUCAGACGUUACAAAGGAUUGGACAUCGGUUGAUUUCUACAGAGCAGUUUGUGAGGCAGUAGAAGAAAUCAAUAGGAUUCUUGGCAACACCCAAUUUAGGGUACCAAAGGAAGAAGCUCUCCAGCAAGCAUAUGACAGACACCACAAAGGGAAAGGAAAAUCAUUGACAAAAGAGGAGUUUCAAAAGAUUCUUCAAGAUGCAAUAGUGGAAACAGGAUUCACAGGCAUUGGAGCAAAGGACAUUUUACUUUACAUCUUUGGAGUACCUGCAACAGCAUUAUUAAUCAAACAAGGAUUGAUUCCUAAAGCACUUCCCAAUGAGAUUUUCAUCCCUGUAGUCACCUCUGCAACUGUCUUUGUUCUUGCCAAAUUAAACAAGAUAUGAUAAAUACUACUAAAUUUGCUUGUGUUUUAAAACUUAAGACUCUACUUUAAUUAGUUUGGGUGCAAGGAAGAAUGAGAAGCAAAAGUGCAAAAUGAUACUCCCAUAUACAUAUGUCACUGAUUUGUACUAUUUCCAACUAAUAUGUGAAAAAUGGUUGAUUGGAUAUCAAUAUUGGUUUUUAGUUUUGAAAUUUAAAAAGUAGUUGCUAUAAGUUGUAUAAUCAUGAAAUUUGAAUUAUGGUACUAUACAACAACUUACUCUUUUUGUA